Molecule: messenger RNA, 750 nt
Organism: Neolamprologus brichardi
Lineage: Eukaryota; Metazoa; Chordata; Actinopteri; Cichliformes; Cichlidae
Product: olfactory receptor 1500-like
Biological process (GO): G protein-coupled receptor signaling pathway
Cellular component (GO): membrane
Molecular function (GO): olfactory receptor activity; G protein-coupled receptor activity
Source: RefSeq, a predicted model, not a curated record
UUUACAGACCUGUUAAGUAGCUCUGCUUUGGUUCCAAAGGUUGUUGACAUUUUUCUGUUUAACCAUUAUUAUAUUUCCUACAAUGACUGCUUGACUUUCCUGUUUUUCUGCUUUACUUUAAUUUUUAUGCAAGGUUUUAAUCUGGUUGUAAUGUCCUUUGACAGAGUCAUGGCUAUCAUGUACCCUCUGCACUAUCAAAUGAGAGUGAGCCACAAGCUCAUUUUAUCUUUGAUCGCUUUUUUCUGGCUUCUUGCCAUAACUCUUAUACUCAUUGCAGUUGGCCUUCUCACAAGACUUUCUUUUUGUAAGUCUGUUGUUAUUCAGAGCUACUAUUGUGAUCAUGGUCCUAUGUAUCGUCUUGGCUGCAAUGAUAAUACUCCCAAUCAUGCAUUUGCUGGUUCUGCACUAGUUAUAAUUCUUGGGUUUCCACUUGCAUUUAUCGUGGGAAGUUACUGCUGUAUUGGCUAUGCUUUGUCAAAAAUUUCUACAUUUAGGGAAAGGGUGAAAGCUUUCAAAACCUACACAGGUCACCUUUCAUUAGUGGCAAUUUAUUUCCUUCCAUUUACAUUUGUGUAUAUGUUUGGGGGUGUAAUACAUCCAAAUGCUAGAAUCAUAAGCCUUUCUAUUAGCACUGCAUUGCCUCCCAUGUUAAACCCGAUUAUCUAUGUUCUUCAGACACAGGAGAUCAAAGAGUCAUUAAACAAGUUGCUGAAAACUCGAGUUACAUCCAAAAUUGCUACAAAAUAUUAA